Molecule: messenger RNA, 948 nt
Organism: Aspergillus melleus
Lineage: Eukaryota; Fungi; Ascomycota; Eurotiomycetes; Eurotiales; Aspergillaceae
Product: aldo/keto reductase family protein
Exons: 2
Coding region: 1-948 (315 amino acids)
Cellular component (GO): cytoplasm
Source: RefSeq, a predicted model, not a curated record
AUGACCUGGCGUCCGCAAGCAACCCCGGACGAGCAAGCCUUCGCAGCCAUGAAGACCGCCAUCACCAACGGCGCCACGAUCUGGUCCUCCUCGUCCAUCUACGGCAUGCCCCCUAACGAACCCACUGCCGGCCUCUCUCUCCUACGUCGAUACUUUGAAACUUACCCCGAGGAUGCGCCAAAGGUGACACUAUUCAUCCGCGCCUGCCUCGACGCAAAGACAUUCGCGUCGACGAACACCCGUGCAGGGGUGCGGGCUAGCUACGAUGAAUGCGCCCGUGUGCUGGGCUCCGCCAAAAAGAUGGAUAUCUUUGGUCCGGCACGUUUGGAUCCAAAUGUGCCUGUUGAGGAGACGGUGGGUGCGUUGAAGGAGCUGGUAGACGAAGGGAAGAUAGGGGGUGUGGGAUUAUCGGAGGUUGGAAGUGAGAGCAUUCGACGAGCUAAUGCGGUUGUGCCAAUCAAGGUCGUGGAGGUCGAGUUCUCGCUUUGGAGUACAGAUAUUCUGCACAAUGGGGUGGCUGGGACGUGUAAGGAAUUGGGGAUUCCGAUUCUCACAUACGCCCCGCUUGGGUACGGAUUUUUGACAGGACAGGUCAAGUCUCUGGACGAUAUCCCCAAGGGGGAUAUACGGUUGUUGUUUGGGAGGUUUCAGGAAGAGACCUUUCCCAAGAAUCUUGAGUUGGUUGAUAAAGUGAACAACUUCGCGAAACGUAGAGGCGUGACGCCCGCGCAGCUGGCUUUGGCGUGGAUUCGGGCACAUUCGAAUACGGAAAACUGCGGGAUUAUCAUUCCCAUUCCCGGCGCGACGGCUGCUGAGCGAGUGGAGGAGAAUUGUAAAAUUGUGGAGUUGUCGCCGGGGGAAAAGGAAGAGCUGGAUGAUAUUCUCGUGUCGUUUGAUGUGGCUGGAGCGAGACAGAUUCCUGGCCUGGAGCAUCAGCUUUGGGGGUAA